AUGGCAGACGAAAUACCGCAGGCCCUCAAGCAGGCCGACAUCAACCUCUACAAGACGGCCACCAGGGCUGCUCAGCUGUCAACCGUCAAGCCCAUAGUCGCAUAUUGGUGCGAAUACUGGGUGGUCAACCAGAUCCUGGCUAGGAACCUACACAGCGCCGAUGCAGAGACUCUCAAUUACACAACAAACCUGAUGGACAAGCUGGAACAGACCAAGAACGAAUACGCGAACGAGGACGCCAUCAUGGACGACGCUACCGCCCAGGCAUACAUCGAGCAGUUUGCGCAGGAGACAUUGGACAGGGCGGAGCGUGUAAUCAAGGCGAGCAAGGUCACCCAGCAGACAGCUAGCACCUUUGACGCUGCCCUGACCUUCUUCAACCUCGUCAACAUCUGGGGGCCACCCGACACUGAGACACAACAGAAGAUCAAGUACGCCAAGUGGAAUGCUGCGCGCAUCACCAGGGCUAUAAAAGAGGGCAAGGACCCCAACGAGACAAACCCGAAGAAGGAGGACCUGCCACCGCAGCAGCCGUCCCUCGAUCCCACCGAUCCCGACGUCCAAGCGCUCGGCAGCCCAUCUGGUCGGGAACAGGAAGAAUCACUCGGCCAGGGUCAGGGACAAGACCAGGUGCCGAGAGCUGCGACGGUGGAGGAUGCGCCAGAUCCAGACCUCAAGAGGGACUCAGCGGGGGUCUCUCUGCCGCAUACUCCGGUCCUCCCUGACCCGCCCGCCUCUGUGCCCGACGACGGGGAAUUGAAGCUCCCCAGCGCGCCAGGCUAUGGCGACGAGGGAGGUUCUGCCGCCUCGCCCGGCUACUUCGACCCUCCGCCGACCUUGCCGUCCCCUAUUUCACCGCCAUCGAACCACCCAGCCAACUACACGCCCGGUGGCGGCGCCCCUUCAGCCCCUCAAACGUGGACGCCGACACCACCACCGGCCGCCUCGUCCUUCGCACCGCCAUCUGCACCAUCCGCACCAUCCGCACCAUCUGCCCCAUCAGGCCCACCGACCUUUGCCCCGAGUCCAUCCUCGACCGCAGCCGUCGCCCCGCCACCUACCUUCUCCCCACCACCGGCAGACCCAACCCCUAGAAACAUACUACCGCCGGCCGUCGUCCCGCGGCCCGUCGUCCCCGCUCCAACCAGCUUCGGCAACUCGGGUGCGGCCCCGACGGUGCCAGCCGGGCUCGGCCAGCCGGCCCCAGCCACGUAUACCGCCGACGAUGCGGCCAUGUCACAGGCGCAGAAGCACGCAAAGUGGGCCAUCUCGGCCCUGAACUUCGAGGAUGUGCCGACAGCCGUGCGCGAGCUGAGGCGCGCCCUCGAGAGUUUGGGCGCGAGCUGA
Messenger RNA from Diaporthe citri, 1347 nucleotides. RefSeq lists its product as uncharacterized. Gene Ontology annotation, biological process: late endosome to vacuole transport via multivesicular body sorting pathway. The record is from RefSeq and is a predicted model, not a curated record. The transcript has 3 exons. NCBI's taxonomy places the organism in Eukaryota, Fungi, Ascomycota, Sordariomycetes, Diaporthales, Diaporthaceae. Gene Ontology annotation, cellular component: multivesicular body. The coding region runs from base 1 to 1347 and encodes 448 amino acids.